CCACACCGAGCAGGCGGCCUGCAGCAGCAACGCUCUCUGCCCCUGCGGCGGCUGCAGCCAGGGCCGCUCCCGAGGCCCGCGUGGCUGCAACGGGCACGGCCCGGCCCCGCGGCGCUUCUCCUCGGUGCCCCCGCCGUGGGGCAGGAGCGCGGCGCCCAGCGCUGCAGGCAAGCGCUAAGCGGCCGAGGCCCGCGGCACCCCGGACGCUGCCCUCCGACCGCGGCUCGCUCCAGGCACCCUGCCGGGGCACCAUGGACACCUCCCCGGUCGGCGUGCUCCUGUCCUUGCCCGUCCUGCUGCAGCUGGCGGCCGUGGGCGGUUCGCCGAGGCCCGGCGCGCUGCUGCGGGGGUGCCCCGCGCACUGUCAGUGCGAGCCCGACGGCAGGAUGCUGCUCAGGGUAGACUGCUCGGACCUGGGGCUCUCGGAGCUGCCCGCCAACCUCAGCGUCUUCACCUCCUACCUAGACCUCAGUAUGAACAACAUCAGUCAGCUGCUCCCGAAUCCCCUGUACAGUCUCCGCUUCCUAGAGGAGUUACGUCUUGCCGGAAAUUCUUUGACAUACAUUCCCAAGGGAGCAUUCGCUGGCCUUUACAGUCUUAAAGUUCUUAUGCUGCAGAAUAAUCACCUAAGACAGGUACCGACGGAAGCUCUGCAGAAUUUGCGAAGCCUUCAGUCCCUGCGUCUGGAUGCCAACCACAUCAGCUACGUCCCCCCGAGCUGUUUCAGUGGCCUGCAUUCCCUGAGGCACUUGUGGCUGGAUGACAACGCCUUGACAGAAAUCCCCGUCCAGGCUUUCAGAAGUUUAUCAGCACUGCAGGCCAUGACCUUGGCCCUGAACAAAAUACACCACAUACCAGACUAUGCCUUUGGAAACCUCUCCAGCUUGGUAGUUCUGCAUCUCCAUAACAAUAGAAUUCACUCCCUGGGAAAGAAAUGCUUUGAUGGGCUCCACAGCCUAGAGACUUUAGAUUUAAAUUAUAAUAAUCUUGAUGAAUUCCCCACUGCCAUCAGGACACUCUCCAACCUUAAAGAACUAGGAUUUCACAGCAACAAUAUCAAGUCAAUACCCGAGAAAGCAUUUGUAGGCAAUCCUUCUCUUAUUACAAUACAUUUCUAUGACAACCCCAUCCAGCUUGUUGGAAGAUCCGCUUUUCAACAUUUACCUGAACUAAGAACACUGACUCUGAAUGGCGCCUCACAAAUAACUGAAUUUCCUGAUUUAACUGGAACUGCGAGCCUGGAGAGUCUGACUUUAACUGGAGCCCAGAUCUCAUCUCUUCCUCAAACCGCCUGUGAUCAGUUACCUAAUCUGCAAGUGCUAGAUCUAUCUUACAACCUGCUAGAAGAUUUACCCAGUUUCUCAGUCUGCCAAAAGCUUCAGAAAAUAGACCUGCGACAUAAUGAAAUCUAUGAAAUUAAAGUUGACACAUUCCAGCAGCUGCUUGGUCUCCGAGCUCUGAAUUUAGCUUGGAACAAAAUUGCCAUCAUUCAUCCCAAUGCAUUUUCCACUUUGCCAUCUCUAAGAAAGCUGGACCUAUCCUCCAACCGCCUGUCGUCUCUUCCUGUAACAGGGUUACAUGGUUUAACUCACUUAAAAUUAACAGGAAAUCAUGCCUUACAGAGUUUGAUAUCAUCUGAAAACUUUCCAGAACUCAAGGUUAUAGAAAUGCCUUAUGCUUACCAGUGUUGUGCAUUUGGAGUGUGUGAGAAUGUCUAUAAAAUAUCUAAUCAAUGGAAUAAAGAGGACAACAGCAGUACAGAUGACCUUUAUAAGAAAGAUGCUGGAAUGUUUCAAGUUCAAGAUGAGCGUGAUCUUGAAGAUUUCCUGCUGGACUUUGAGGAAGACCUGAAAGCCCUUCAUUCGGCGCAGUGCUCACCUUCCCCAGGGCCCUUCAAACUCUGCGAAUACCUGUUUGGUAGCUGGCUGAUCAGAAUUGGAGUGUGGACCAUAGCCGUCUUGGCGCUUACUUGCAAUGCCUUGGUGACCUCAACGGUGUUCAGAGCCCCUCUGUACAUUUCCUCCAUAAAACUGUUAAUUGGGUUAAUAGCAGCAGUAAACAUGCUCAUGGGGGUCUCCAGCGCUGUGCUGGCUGGUGUGGAUGCGUUCACUUUUGGCAGCUUUGCACAGCAUGGGGCGUGGUGGGAGCAGGGGGUCGGGUGUCAGGUUGUCGGGUUUUUGUCCAUUUUUGCUUCGGAAUCAUCUGUUUUCCUGCUUACCCUGGCAGCCCUGGAGCGUGGGUUCUCUGUGAAAUGUUCUGCAAAAUUUGAAAGGAAAACUCCUUUCUCCAGUCUGAAAGCAAUCAUUCUGCUCUGUGCGGUGCUGGCCUUGACCAUCGCCACAGUUCCACUGCUGGGGGGCAGUGAGUUCAGCGCCUCCCCGCUCUGCCUGCCCCUGCCCUUUGGCGAUCCCAGCACCACAGGCUACAUGGUCGCGCUCGUCUUGCUCAACUCCCUUUGCUUCCUGGUGAUGACCAUUGCCUAUACCAAGCUCUACUGCAAUUUGGAAAAGGGAGACCUGGAGAAUAUGUGGGACUGUUCUAUGGUGAAGCACAUCGCUCUGUUGCUCUUCACCAACUGUAUCCUUUACUGCCCCGUGGCUUUCUUGUCCUUCUCCUCCUUACUAAACCUCACCUUUAUCAGUCCCGAAGUAAUUAAGUUUAUCCUUCUGGUGAUUGUCCCGCUUCCUGCAUGCCUCAAUCCCCUUCUGUACAUCCUCUUCAAUCCCCAUUUUAAGGAAGAUCUGGGGAGCCUGGGAAAGCAAACCCACUUCUGGACAAGAUCGAGAAACCCAAGCCUGAUGUCUAUUAACUCUGAUGAUGUCGAGAAGCAGUCCUGUGAUUCAACCCAAGCCUUGGUAACCUUCACCAGCACCAGCAUCGGCUAUGACCUGCCUUCCAGUUCCGUGUCACCACCAGCUUACCCGGUGACCGAAAGCUGUCACCUUUCAUCUGUGGCAUUUGUCCCAUGUCUCUAAUUCACCUGUGGGAGAAAAUGUUUACAAACAUUGAAAAACCAAAAAUAUGAGAUUGGGUACAUCAGAGCAGUAACUAAAAAUAGCCGAGUGGAAACUUUGUUU
Odobenus rosmarus divergens (Pacific walrus) is the source of this 3077-nucleotide messenger RNA. It is a transcript of the gene LGR5, whose product is annotated as leucine-rich repeat containing G protein-coupled receptor 5. Gene Ontology annotation, molecular function: G protein-coupled receptor activity; protein-hormone receptor activity; protein binding. Gene Ontology annotation, biological process: G protein-coupled receptor signaling pathway. NCBI's taxonomy places the organism in Eukaryota, Metazoa, Chordata, Mammalia, Carnivora, Odobenidae. The transcript is spliced from 18 exons. Gene Ontology annotation, cellular component: membrane. Bases 252 to 2975 code for a protein of 907 amino acids. The record is from RefSeq and is a predicted model, not a curated record.